AUGACUAAGCAGGACGACGACGAAGAAGAUGAAGAUGAAGAUGAUCAAGAUGAAGACGACGAUGAAGACGACUGCGCAGAUGGUCGAGAUGGAAGGGUUCGGCCUCCGAAGACGGCGGACAGACUGCAGCAGGCGAGUCGAGGCCCAUCAGGGGCCAUCGAGAGAUGUUUUGACGAUGUCGAUAUGUCAGUGUCGCUGUCAGGGGACAGAUAUCGGGGUAUCAAUGGCGGUGGCUGGCGGCUGAUGGCUGCCAGCUAUACCCAUCCUUGCUCUGGAUUAUAUGGACGGCAGGAUAGCGUCUCCCUGCUUUUAGCCAACGAGAAGGAAGUGGUUUCACCGCUGUGUCUCCCUCCUUCCAUGUUUCUUCAGCUUCUUGCCCACUUUUCCUGGCUGUACCAGAGAAAGGUCCCCCCCAGCCAUGUCACCAGGAGCAUCCUCGCUCCAGGGCCCCAGACGCAUUCUGUGUACUCCCAUGCACGGAUUGAACUCGAGCGUGUAGUCUCGCAUCUAUACGCGUUGUUUUUUUUCUUUCGUCCUUUUUCCUUUUCGUACUUUGAUCCUCGAUUGAAGCUAUCCUUUUUUUUUUUUUUUUUUAACCUCCCCGUUCUGUUUCUUCCUUCUCUCCAUACCAUAUCUCGUCCACAGCUUCAGGAUGGCCUCGAUAUUCUGCCCAUGGCGAAGGAAGCCGAAGAGAGCGUCACCUCGUGGCAGCUCUAA
Trichophyton verrucosum HKI 0517 is the source of this 717-nucleotide messenger RNA. RefSeq lists its product as uncharacterized. The record is from RefSeq and is a predicted model, not a curated record. Bases 1 to 717 code for a protein of 238 amino acids. The transcript has 3 exons. NCBI's taxonomy places the organism in Eukaryota, Fungi, Ascomycota, Eurotiomycetes, Onygenales, Arthrodermataceae.